Messenger RNA from Pecten maximus, 2696 nucleotides. RefSeq lists its product as uncharacterized. The record is from RefSeq and is a predicted model, not a curated record. Lineage: Eukaryota; Metazoa; Mollusca; Bivalvia; Pectinida; Pectinidae. Bases 752 to 2434 code for a protein of 560 amino acids. The transcript has 4 exons.
GGACAUCCAGAUGUAUCAUUAAUACGUUUGAUAAUUUAUUGAUGUUGUGGCAAGGUUAUCUCUGAUAAGAUUUGUUUCCCCUAAUCAUCACACAAUAGUUCACGGAUAGGAUGAAACACGCCUCACCGAAGUUCCAUGCAUUAGUUAGAAUGUCAACGGGGAAUUAAGAACAGAUGCCUCCUUUUCCAAUCUAAAGUGAUGUUUGAUGGGAAAUUUCUUAUUCGAAGGUACACAGAAUUUCUUUAAUUAUACAUGAAGUGAUAGGUUUUGAUAUAGGUAGUUCAUCACAACAAACCAGCACCGCUAAUCAUUGUCUUGGACGGGAAGCAAAAUGACACUGCUGGCAUCAGCGUGCCCAAGUAAAUUAAUUUGAACUCAUCGUUUUCUUUGGGGAACGAAAUGCUAACGAAGAACUGUUCAUAUACACACCUGAUAUAUCUGUUAUUCAACAGAUUGGACCAAUAUACAUAUUUGUAACAAAAUCGCUGUUUGAAAACCUUAAACUAAUGUAAUAAACUAGUUGUGGAUAUUUCAGGUUAUACAAUAAAUAGUGUAUAUGCCACUAAGACAUGACUAUCACCUGUAUAUUUAUAGACAAAUGCUUAUUUCUGUCUUAUAUCUAUAUUACUCGCCUGUCCAUAGGAACCAUAUGCCCAAUGCUAAAACCUGUACAAAUCCACCACGUAAAUAGCCUUCUCAGUACCUACUGAUCUACCUCCUGUGGACAUGGAUGCUUUAAGCUGUUGUGCAAAUGAGUAACACAAGCUCAGAAACGUCCAGUACGGCAGGACUAACGCCAAAUGACGUCACUACGGCAGGCCUAACACAAAAUGGUGACAACAGUGGUACCAACGGCAGUGGAUUAGCUGUCGGUCUAUCGAUAGGAGGGGUGAUUCUAGCAGCAAUUCUGGUAUUCUUUGUGGCAUACUGCUUCUUCAGCCGCCGUAAGGACAAUGGAACAGACAGCGACAACAACAAUGUACAGAGAAUUUCCAUGAAUAGCGAGAAUUUUUCACACGUAACAAACUUGAAAAAGCUCGAGCCAUUAGAAAUCAGAAACGGAAAAACGAUUCCAAAACGCACAAAACCAACUCUGGAUGAAAAACGUGAAGCGGGUAAGGCUGAUGACCUCUCAGAUGUUGACCUUUCCCUGUUUUCGGGAGAAGGUCAACUGAAUCCAGCCUUCGUUGACGACGAAGAAUUAGGUCAUUCUAGACCUAACAACCGUAAGAUAUCCAGCACCGACAAAGACAGCAAUGUGGUGGUGUUUAAACUUGAAGGAGUCGUCAAAUUUGACGUAUCACAAAUGGCCGGGAUAGAAAAGAAUAUAGCAUUGUCACUCGAAAGUCGGACCGGUGGUGAGGUGCCAAAGAUCUCAACAGGCAACGGUGAGGUAAAAGCAGUGUUAGAUAAAGACGGUUCUGGUAGAACAGGGCAGGGUAGUGAUGUUCCGAAGGAUAAAAGUAUAUUAGCUGAUAAGCAGGAAACUGGAGGACCGAGAAAUGAUGUCGUCAACUAUGAAGCUAACCAGUAUAAUGAUUCAGAAUAUAAACAGAUUUCAAAAGUUAGUGAUUCUAGAAUAGUAACUAGUCAGGAAACAGUUCCAAGUGAAGGUAGCAGGCAAUUCUCCCCACAAUAUCGCAGUGACCAGGUUGAAGAUGUCCGUCCGGGAACAAGUAAGGGUAAAAUUCUAAAAAUACAUACCACCAGUGUGGAAGAGGAGGAUACAAUUCAGGUGAUAACCGAGGAAUUACCGUCUGGCUCACAAGAGAGGAAAACAAUGGCAGAUAGACCGGAAACAAAGAAAGACCCAUCAUUAAGUUCACAUGAGAGACAUUUACAGCAAGACAAACCCGAAUCCGUAGCAGUGGUAAUAGAGGACAGAUAUGUGCCUGAUAUAGCUAGUAGUAAUCAAUCUAAGUCUGUCUCUGGUAGGAGCUUCUCUGUUAUUGAAAAAUCAAUCGAUCUGGAUGAGGAAUACAAAAGGAGGCAUAGUGUACGGGGAAAGGAGGUAACAACGAUAUUUGUUGACAAUAACAUGGCAUCAGUCCGAGAUAGGAGACGAGGACGUCAUGACAGGAUCGUGUUCAAACCUAAUCAAGAAACUGAAAAUUCCUCGGGGAAAAACGAACACAGGAAACGUCAUUUAGACAAUGGACCACCUCUUAAGGGAAAGGAUAUGAACGUACCUGUCAAAUCAGAAUCUAGAGAGACUGGGAAAGUGAAAAAGUCGCGACAUAAUCCCUCAGAUAUACCAGAAGAACAUACCAGUCAACCAUACCCUAUCACAGCGGACACGGACACUAAUAAAAUUAAAAAAGUACCCACAAAACCUGUCCUCAAGCGAGAGGCGACAGAGUACGAAAUCCCGUGGGAUUUGACAGACGUGGGUGCACUUUUGAUGCAAAUUAACGAUAUUGCAGAGUCCGACUGAUAUUUCCUUUCUAACAUAUUUGCUAUUUCAUAUUGUUAUGUUAUCACUGUUUUAAUGUUACCAGUACAUUUGUACAUGUAUAAAUGACAGCGUGAAACAAGAGUGUGGAGAGCGAGUCUGUAAGGGAUGGAACUCUUCACAUCGUACACACAACACCUAUACAUUGUUGUAGAAUUUAGCGUUAGUUGAAUAUUUUAAAACAAUCAAAUUGUUUUUACACGUGUAAAAAAUAUAAUAUGCAUAAAAUGUGAUAUUUAUAUGA